GCUGGGGCGACGGCUGCUGGUGGCGGCGCGGGGGGGCGACACUACUACUGUACUAGAACUCAUGGCCAAAGGUGCACCCUUUACUACUGACUGGCUAGGCACGUCCCCGCUGCACCUGGCGGCCAGCAACAACCACGUGGAGACGUGCGCGGUGCUGCUGCGCGCGGGCGUGUCGCGGGACUCGCGCACCAAGGUGGACCGCACGCCGCUGCACCUGGCCGCCUACGCGGGCCACGCCGACGUCAUCGCGCUGCUGCUGCGCUACGGCGCCCAGGUCGACUGCAGGGACAUGCUGCGCAUGACGCCGCUGCACUGGGCGGUGCAGCGCGGGCACGGGGGCGCGGCGGCCGAGCUGGUGCGGGGCGGCGCGGACCCCACGGCGCUGUCCAAGUUCCACAAGUCGCCGCUGUCGCUGGCCGCCGCCGCCAGCCGCGCCGACAGCCGCGCCGACAUCCUCGCGCUCAUCGAGGACGCGCUCAAGCAGCGGGAGGCCGCGCACUCCGUGGACGCGCUCGUCACCGAACAAAGCAUGUCAGUGGAUCAAGACGCGCAGCCACAGAUAAACUUCGACCCGGUCCAAAACAUCCCGGGGCGCAGCGACAGCGGCAGAGGCGAGGAGCGCGCCCCGCAGGAACAGCCAAUCAAGAUCGAAAUAGAUAACAGGGAUAACGUAGAGAACAGCACGGAGAACAGACGCAGUGUAGCUGCGGCCAUACUGCGUGCGCACGGCAUCGCGCCCCUCCCGCCAGACCGCGGCUCCACGCUGCUCACCGCGCUGCAGAGCGGGCGGACCCUCGUACUGUCCGAUGCCGGUAAGCUAAUGCUGAAAGAAAGCACGGAGCCCCAAAACCAACCCUUUGGAGGGUCAAAGCCAGCCAAUAGUAGCUCAGGCGUGCUGCUGACUGCUACUCCUGUCAAGUCGCCGCCGGCCCCGGGAGUUAAGAUCUUCACCUUCAACAAGAUGGUCAACAACAAAAUCCCUAUCAAGAAAAUUAUUAAUCCUCAUGAUAUGCAGGUGAAGUUUGUCCAACUGCCCCCGAAUGCAAAAAUCAUAUCUCCAUCAAAAGUCAUUCCAGUGAAGAAUAAACCGAAAGUAUCUUCGGAGGCAGGUCGACCUGCUGUCAAGAUCAUCAUGAACAAAAACAAUUUCAAGAAACUCAUCGCCAAUGUCAAGAACAAUAACAAUACUGUGCAGAACAAAAGUGACGUCACUAAUAUUGCUGAAACUGGCAGUAGUGAACUGGAGACAGGCACCGGCGGCUCUGUGUGGCGACACGCGGCUGAGGGCGCUAGGCGAGCCGAACUAGCCGCCUGCAGCACCCAGCCGGCGGUACUGCGGGCCGCCUUGCACGCCGCCGCCACCUUGCUGCGAGACCUCACCGACACCCUUCGACACUGCGAACGACACCACACCUAGCGGCCCUACACUGGCGGGCCCUCACUCAGUGCUGCGGCCCCACACCUGCUGCGCCUGCACGCCGACACUCGAGCGGGCCCACACUCGCGGACUCCGCACUCUGACACAGUCGCGCGGGCCCGCACUAACGGACUCCGCACGCCGACACUCGAGCGGGCCCAGACUCGCGGACUCCGCACUCUGACACAGUCGAGCGGGCCCGCACUAACGGACUCCGCACUCCGACAGUCGAGCUGGCCCACACUAACGGAUUCCGCACUCCGACACAGUAGAGCUGGGCCACACUAACGGACUCCGACCACACACACACACACACCCACACCCUACUACCCACACUAACGGCUCUUAGGUCUACAUAUAACUUGACAAUGGACACCAGAAAGACUCAUUAAGGAAGGUAUAGGUCUGCAUACAUAGCAAAGCUUACCUAGGUAUUGUAAUCCUGGCUACUUCGUGAACUUCUAGAUUAAACACCGGCACAAAUAUUCACUAUUUUUAUUCCAAACAUCACAAUAAUUUAAUGUACAUAUUGUAUAAACUUAUUUCCCGAAAUAAAUAUUAGAUAAAUCAAUUUAUUCAUUGAAAAAUGUAACAGGGUAUACACAAAAUGAAAAUAUGUAUAGGUAUCAUAUCAUGCAUAAUCUCAUACCUUUUUAUUUCUUUUUGUAGAGAAAUAGUUAAUUAUUAUUUUAUUUUUAAACAACCUGUCACCACUUCCUCACCGAGACCCUUAUUGCCGGGUCCAAUAUUCACCUCUAGUACAAAAGGCUUAUUGUACCUUUUUGGUUAGCAGUUUGUUUUUGAAGACUUCAGAACCCUUUUUUUAAGUAUAGAAUAGUUUAAUAACAUUUUUCUGAAUGGCAUUUUCACUGUUUAUAUCUCAAAGAUAAAAAUAAUUAGUGUAAGAUUUUCGUAGGGAAUUUAUUUAAAUUAAUUUGUAAUAUUUGUAAAUACAUAAUAUGUUAAGUUGAAACAAAUAAUAGUGACUAAGUUGUUGUCAAUAAAUAUUUUUAUAAAAA
Messenger RNA from Bombyx mandarina (wild silkworm), 2436 nucleotides. It is a transcript of the gene Atac3, whose product is annotated as Ada2a-containing complex component 3. Gene Ontology annotation, molecular function: protein binding. NCBI's taxonomy places the organism in Eukaryota, Metazoa, Arthropoda, Insecta, Lepidoptera, Bombycidae. The record is from RefSeq and is a predicted model, not a curated record.